GAUGCUUCUUGGCCACCGGUAAGCAUCAACAAUCUUGUCUCUACUUCUACUGUCUCAACAUCUUCAUUUAUUGCUGGAUCUGGAGUUACUGUGUCCCCAGUAGGGGCUCGUUUUUCAGUACCUAUGACAGAAUCGGCAUCUCGUUCCUUUCGUCAAAUAUCCACUGAAAUGAUUGACAUAUCUGUCAGAGAUAAAAGGGGAAUUGUCGAAGAUAGUGAUUAUAAUGAUGUCAAGAUCACAAAUGAUCCUGAAGUAUGUGCUGCUGUGUCUAGAGGUUCUCGUACAGGCCCGAUGAGUCGGCAAGACAAGGAUAUAGCUAAAAAAACGCUGCCAAAUGGUCUCGCUGCUUCAAGGACGUAUGGCAUCCUUCCUGCUCCCAAGGCUAAUACUUCCCAUAGUUCUCUUGUCUCGAACAUCGACGAGGAUUCUGAGUCCUCUACUUCAUCGUCCUCUUCCUCAAUAUCUAAGUCCUCUGUGGCUUCUGUGGCCUCAUCCUCUUCUUCAUCUUCUCAUUUAGCAGCAUCUAGUUCUCAAAUAAGAGAUUCAUCUGCCUUAUCUCGGCGAAAUCCAUCUGAUCUACCCGCUUCGGAAUCUUUCCAAACAAACGACCUUGAAUCACAAACCGCCACUAGUUCUAUUCCCUCUCCACGGCACCCAUCUUCCAUUGCCUCCGCAUUUUCCUCUUUCAUUGCAUUUAAUACAUCGAAUUCGCGAAACAAGUCUUCCUCUGCUGGCCAUUCAGGCUCCCGAGUCUCACCUUUAACUUCUCAACCGAUUGGAACGGCCAAAAUCCGUAUUAAGCCAUUGCCACCUAGGCCAACUGAUAUAACAAUUUUUGCAUCAGCCCAUACUGUUUCAGCCACUGGCACAUUUGAUAACGUGUCUACGCCUUCCGCGCCCAGCGAUCCGGGGCACUCUGGAAGACAGGAAAUUGGUCCCAAU
Molecule: messenger RNA, 942 nt
Organism: Protopolystoma xenopodis
Lineage: Eukaryota; Metazoa; Platyhelminthes; Monogenea; Polystomatidea; Polystomatidae
Source: the annotation of a GenBank genome assembly